AACAGCGCCUCGCGUCACAUUGCGCUUGCUUGAGGCAGCCGCGUCACGAGCUGGCUGCGGGCAGCUUCUUGCUCCUUGUGCUCCCACGAUACCCCACGAUACGCCAUCGACGCGGCACGACGCCACAAAGAUGCUGCCCCCCAAGAUUGAUGCCACCUUGACGGUAGCCCACGCCAGGACAAUCAAGGAGCACCGCGACGCCCAUCACCGCGCGUCCCAGGACCACCGCCUCGCGCAGGAGCGCUGCGAAGCGUUGGAGGAGGAAAACAAAGAACUGAGGGCCGCGGACGUGAGGCGCGAGAGGGCGCUGCAAGACGCGCUGAAACUACUGAGCGUGGCGACGCGCGGCAAGCAGGAGGCGCAGCGCGAGGCGACGCGCCACAAGCGCGAGAUGCGUAGAGCUGCGACGCGCCGGAUGAUCGCGCGGGGGCCGGCGCUGCCCUCGGCCGUCCAGGAACGCCUGAGGGUGAUGCAAAAGCGCGUCGAGGCGCUCGAGACGGCUUUACAUAGAAAAGAUAGGAGGUGCGCCUUCCUGGAGCGGUGCCUCGAACGGUGCAAGGGUGGCGCGAGUGCGAUCCGCGCGGUCGAGGAGUCGGACCGCGCGAAACGCCUGGCGGCCGAGUUGGAUGCCGCGAUGCGCAAGCUCGAUGAUCGGAGCGCCCUUAAUCCACCGCCGCCGCCGCCGACGCCGCCGCGCCGGCGGCGACCGGUGGCGAGGACGCCUACUCACGAGUCGCGCAACACUUUAUAUGUUUCGCCGCGCAAGUCGGCGCGGAAAUCUAUUGAAGCGUCUCGGGUCCUGUCGCCAGCUAGAACGGUGCCCGCGUCGCCGGCCGCGCUCGCGCGCCGCGCCGCGCUCCGGCCGCCGUCGUCUCCGUCUGAAUCGCCGCGGAGCGUCGCGCGCACGCCGCCGCGGGCGCUCGAGGAGCCGUCGCCCGCUGGCAUGUCGCUGUCGCUCGAGGAGAUCGCUGGGUUAUGA
Messenger RNA from Pelagomonas calceolata, 979 nucleotides. NCBI's taxonomy places the organism in Eukaryota, Pelagophyceae, Pelagomonadales, Pelagomonadaceae. The record is from the annotation of a GenBank genome assembly.